GAGGAUGGGAGUGGCAUUGGCGGCAUUCUUGCCCCAAAUCUCUGCUACCGGAGGUUCUCCCUCGCGUUUCCACCAGCAGCAGCAUCGCCGGCCCCGUCGCGCUUCACGAUUGGUGCCGUUCAGGGAGGACGAUGACGAUUCCAGCGCUUCCUCGAGCGCCAGGCCCGAGGAUCAUCCAUAUUUCUUCAGUGACGAGAUUGAGCGUGCCGAUGGCGCAUUGCGAUUCUUCGCGACGUGCGCCCCCGGAUUGGAAGACGUUGUCGCGGCGGAGCUCCGGGCGUCCUCCAUCGGAGCUCACAGCGUCAAGACCGGAUCCUCUGGGGUCUACUUCUCUGGAAGCUGGCACACGGGAUUCCUGGCCAAUCUCUGGUCGCGCUGCGCGGUUCGCGUGCUCCAGCUCAUUGCCGCCGCCGAUCUAAGAUCGUCGAGGUAUGGACAGCGAUCUGACCCCGUCUAUAACUUCGUGAAGGAUGCAGUGGAUUGGAAGACGCUGGUUGUGGCAGGGAAUCGAGGAAAGCUGCGAAGUUUCUCCAUCCAUAGCCGAGUGUGGGAUUGCUCGGAGGUUUCCAACACGAUGGUAGCUUGCACUCGAGCCAAGGACGCAAUCUGUGACGCUCUCAGGGAUUGCUGCGGUGGAAAGAGGCCGGAUCCGCCAGACGCCUACGAUGCUGCGGACUUGCCAUUGUUUCUAUCUCUGUAUAGAGACAAGGCAUUGCUAUACAGGGAUAUGAGCGGGACGAGCCUUCACAUGAGGGGUUAUAGGGACGCUAUGCACAAGGCCAGCUUGAACGAAGCGAUAGCAGCUGGGAUCUUGACGAUGGCCGGGUGGAAUGACAAGUUUGUGCCGGGGUUUGGAACUUUCAACAAGAAUGUUGGUGGAGGGAGAGUUCUCAUGGAUCCUAUGUGUGGCUCGGGGACUUUCCUGAUCGAGGCGGCUCUCAUGGCUUUGAAUAUCGCUCCAGGACUUUUGCGACCGCGAUGGCCGUUCAUGAAAUGGCACGACUACGAUAAGAUGGAAUGGAAACUGUGCUGCAAAGAAGCUACUGAAGCGCAAGUCAAAGCGCCUCGAGAUUUGCAGCUGCUAGGAAACGACUUACACGAAGGAUCACUGCUCUUGUGUACUCGGGACGCCAAGAGAGCAGGAGUGGAACAUCUCCUCCGCCUCAGCUGCGAGGACUGCCGGAGAUACGUUCCUCCUGUUUGUCCGUCGCUCGUCACCGUGAAUCCUCCGUGGGGAAACAGGCUAAACGAAGAAGAACCGAGCUUGAUCGCAACUUACAUGGCGCUGGGGAGAUUUCUCAAACAGUAUAGCAGCAGAGCUGAUGUUUACGUGCUCAGUGGAAACUCGACUCUCACACGCCAGCUUCAAAUGAAGGCCGAUAGGAAGUGGCCUAUCACAGUGGGAGGAUUCGAUUGCAGGCUUUUACACUACUACAUUUUGCCUCCAAAGACGAGCAGUGCUAUGGUCGGCGCUCGCGAGGAGUCAUCACAGACAUAACAGUUCCAUCCAUCCGCGAUUGUGAUUUCAUUUGAGACAAGAAAACCAAAAGUCCUUGAGAAACUUUCGCUGCAAAGAGAAAGCAUCGCGAUGACUAUCAUGACGAAAGAAGCGAGGUAGUAGUAAUGCUAGCAACAGUGAUCUGGAAAAACAUACCGGUGUAGCUGACCGAGAGAAGAGAAAGCGAGAGAGAGUGAGAGAGGGAAGGAGCUCUCUCUCCCGGUGAGUCGCGAGCUCUUUCUUUUCUCUUUCUCACUCACUCUUUUCAGUGAGUAGUAGCAGCGAGAGGAUCAGGAGGCAAAGUGUCGGCGAUAGCCAUCAGCUUUGAUCUGCAGCAAGCAUCCUUGACAUCACCAUUUUGGA
This is a messenger RNA of Selaginella moellendorffii, 1861 nucleotides long. Its product is annotated as ribosomal RNA large subunit methyltransferase K/L. Lineage: Eukaryota; Viridiplantae; Streptophyta; Lycopodiopsida; Selaginellales; Selaginellaceae. The record is from RefSeq and is a predicted model, not a curated record. The coding region runs from base 5 to 1498 and encodes 497 amino acids. The transcript has 6 exons.